AUGCUAUUCUAUUUACACAUAAUCCUGUUACAUGAAACUAUGGCACCAGAAAUAAAUGAUUCUAGUAAUGUUAAGAAACCUAUUGUAUUAAGAACUGAUGUGCUUGUUAAACGAAAAGAAAAAGCAUUAGGAUUUGCAAUAACUUCAGAAGAAAAAGAUGAUUAUGAGGCAUGUUUUAAUUAUUUUCGAGGAGUACAACAAAAUGAAUUAAAUACAUAUAAUAAAAGUCCAAAUCAAUCAGUACAAACAACUGAUAUUGAAGAAUCAUAUAGAAACAAAAAAAAUUAA
Molecule: messenger RNA, 288 nt
Organism: Rotaria sp. Silwood2
Lineage: Eukaryota; Metazoa; Rotifera; Eurotatoria; Philodinida; Philodinidae
Source: the annotation of a GenBank genome assembly